Xiphophorus maculatus (southern platyfish) is the source of this 772-nucleotide messenger RNA. Its product is annotated as THAP domain-containing protein 6-like. The record is from RefSeq and is a predicted model, not a curated record. Lineage: Eukaryota; Metazoa; Chordata; Actinopteri; Cyprinodontiformes; Poeciliidae. The annotation marks the transcript as partial. The transcript has 5 exons.
UAAUAUAAGGGUAGACGCCGCAUUGGCCGCUCCGGCGCAGGAAAUACGGCGGCCAUCUUAGAGCGGUAUACCCUCGUACUUUGCUGAACCAAAACAACAGAAGAUGCCUCAGUUCUGCUCGGCUUAUUCGUGUUUAAAUCUACGAACUGUUGAUGUCAGGGACCGGGGGAUAACUUUUCACAAGUUUCCAAAAGAUAAAGAGAGGAGGAAGAGGUGGGAAAUAGCUUUGAGGAGGGAUGGAUUCACUGCAAGUGAUUCAUCUGUACUAUGCAGUGAGCAUUUCAAAACGGAGGAUUUUGACAAAACAGGUCAGAUUGUCAGACUGAGAGCUGAUGUGAUACCAUCAAUUUUCAGCUUCCCAGUUCACCUUCAAAGAGUUGAAAACUACAGAACUACAAUAACCUCCACAAAAGCCCAAAGUAGUGAGUAUGUGGCCUCUCAAGAUGACCCAGAAACUUGUAGUUCAGACCUGCAACCUCAGUCUAAUGAUGAUCAUUGCUAUGCUUUGCCAGCUUCUCUUACCGCUGUCACUGCAAAACAUAAGAGAGCGUUGGCAAGAGUGGAAUAUCUGGAGCGGGACAAGAAAAACACCAUGGCCAGAGAGAAGAAGGCAAAGACCACAGCAAAGUCACUUUUGGGGGAAUUGAGUGAAAAAAAUCUCAUUACUGAAGAACUCAAAGAACGGCUUGAAUUCUACUCUGAUCUACAACUAGAGUUUAUGGAGAAAAAGGGCCAUGAAUACUCCAACGAAUAUAGAGAGUUUGCCCUCAAA